This is a messenger RNA of Gastrolobium bilobum, 618 nucleotides long. RefSeq names its product germin-like protein 9-3. The record is from RefSeq and is a predicted model, not a curated record. The coding region runs from base 1 to 618 and encodes 205 amino acids. NCBI's taxonomy places the organism in Eukaryota, Viridiplantae, Streptophyta, Magnoliopsida, Fabales, Fabaceae. Gene Ontology annotation, molecular function: manganese ion binding. Gene Ontology annotation, cellular component: cell wall. The transcript has a single exon.
AUGUCUUCCUCUACCUUUAAAGUUCUCUCACUAAUCAUAUCAGCUUUUGCCAUUGUGCAAAUAACAAGGGCAGGUGACCCUGACAUACUCACUGACUUCAUAGCACCAAUUGGCCUCCCAAUUGAUGGAAACUUCUUCACCUAUACGGGCUUCCGUGUCCUUGUUGGACAAAACCCACCACCAUCUGAAUUUAAGGUAUUGAAGGCAAGCAUGAUAGAAUUCCCUGCUCUCAUUGGACAGAGUGUGUCUUAUGCUGUCCUUCAAUUCCCUCCUAGUAGCGUCAACCCACCCCACACACAUCCUCGCUCUGCUGAGUUACUCUUAGUUGCUCAGGGUUCCCUUCAAGUUGGGUUUGUGGACACAACCAAUAAGCUUUUCACACAGAAUCUUCAAGCUGGUGACUUGUUCAUAUUCCCAAAGGGUCUUGUACACUUCCAACACAACGCUGACACAAAGGUUCCUGCUCUCGCUAUAUCAGCCUUUGGUAGUGCAAAUGCUGGGACAAUAUCACUUCCCAACACACUAUUCAAUACCACCAUUGACGAUACUGUCUUGGCUUUGGCCUUCAAGACUAAUGUUUCUAUCAUUGAAACUUUGAAGCAAGGCUUUGCUCCCUAG